AUAGUGCUUAGCAUCAGGGAAACGAAAUAUAGCACCAUGUCCGAAGAAAGAGUCAAUAGAUAUGAAAAAAUUGACUUUCUUGGCGAAGGACAGUUUGCUACAGUUUACAAGGCAAGGGAUACUAAAACAGACAGGAUUGUUGCUGUAAAAAAGAUCAAAAUAGGAACAAGAGCAGAAGCAGCAGAUGGUAUUAACAGAACAGCUUUACGAGAAAUAAAAUUACUUCAAGAACUAGAACAUGCUAAUAUCAUUGGGUUAUUAGAUGUUUUUGGUCAAAAAUCUAAUAUUAGCUUAGUGUUUGAUUUUAUGGAAACAGACCUUGAGAUUAUUAUAAAAGAUACAAAUAUAGUUUUAACUCCUCCACAUAUAAAAUCCUAUGUAUUGCAAACAUUACUAGGUUUAGAAUAUCUUCAUGCUCAUUGGAUUUUACAUAGGGAUAUGAAACCCAAUAAUUUAUUAGUUAAUGAGCAAGGGGUAUUAAAGAUUGGAGAUUUUGGUUUAGCAAAAUUCUUUGGUUCUCCUAGUCGGCCAUAUUCUCAUCAAGUUGUCACAAGAUGGUAUCGAUGUCCUGAGUUAUUAUAUGGUGCUAGAUACUAUGGUACUGGUGUAGAUUUAUGGGCAGUUGGUUGUAUAUUAGCAGAAUUAUUAAUCAGGGUACCUUUAUUUCCUGGCGAUUCUGAUUUAGAUCAGUUGAGUAGAAUAUUUCAAGUGACCGGUACUCCAACCACUGAGGAUUGGCCGGAAAUGAAAGCCUUACCAGAUUAUAUACAGUUUAAAGAAUAUCCACGUCAACCAUUAAAAGAUAUAUUUAUAGCAGCUAGUGAAGAUUUAUUAGAGGUUUUAGAAAGUAUGUUGUGUUUAGAUCCAUUAAGAAGAUGUACAGCUAAAGAGGGUUUACAGAUGAAUUAUUUUAGUAAUAAACCUCCACCAUCUUGUGGUUCUCAAUUACCUCAACCUGGUUCUAAUAAAAUAAUACCUAAAGAACAAGAAAGACAAAAAGCUGGUAUAAAAAGAAAACAACCAGGAGAUCAAGGGGUGCUGGCUAAAAGAUUAUUAUUUUAAAGACAACUAGCUGUUUACAUUGUUACCUCAUUAGUGAAUAUCAGUUGUUAUUUAUAGAAGUGAAACAAUAGCAAAAUAUUUUAUAGUGUAGUUUCACAAUGUGUGAUUGGAUUUGGUGGACUUGUCUCCAAAGUGCUAUCUAAAGGAGAAGGGUGUUACUUGCCAUGUAAAGAAUGAAUCAAAUUAAACAGCUUAAUUGAUGUGGUUGGGCAUGUAUCAACAUUUAAGUGUCAAUAUUCCCGUCCAUCCUAAAACAUUACUCUAUGGGGGUACUCGAUUGAACGUUACAGAAUUGAAUUCUCUCAAUCCCAAAAAUAGUGACAAUCGAGUGAAAAGGGGUAUUUCGGGUUACAAUGCAACUGGAUAAGUAGAUAUCUUAACCAACCAUGCAGCCGAAACAUAUUCGUUGUGUUUAAUUACGUCACGAUUCUACUCACACCACCGCCGUAGUCGGGACUGACAGAACUGUGAGAAGACUGAAUUCGCGUCACUCGAUUGCAGUUCUGUCAAUUCGGUUCGUUCUGGACUGUGAAUCGAGCAUCCCCUGUCUAGUUUGCUUAUGGGAGGUAACUCUAAUUAUAAGACUUGUUUUCUUUUUAUUUUAAAGGAAGCAUUUUGUGAAUCUCCACACUACAUAAUCAAUGUUGUUCCAAAAUAAUAUUCUAAUGUUUGUAUUUAAACAAAGUUAGAUGUUAUGCUUUUGAGGUAAAUUUACUUUUGAUUUAGAAAUCCCUCAUUUUAGAUACACACCAUUAUCUUACAAUUAAGUGAGAGCAAAAUUAAAUUAUUACUUUUACUUCAAAGAUCAUAAAUGUCUGUCAAUGAUAUCAAUUGUUUCAUAAAUACACUUGUUAAUAGAUAUUCAGUGAUAUAUAUUCAUUGAAUUUUGUUAUUUAUUAAUAUGUUGUUCAUGUAUAUUUGUAUUAUGAAUUGUGUAAUAUCAUCAGAGGUCAGUAUUUGGGUGUAUGUCAAUGUGGUUCACUUUUAAGUGACAUAAUAUUUUCUUAUAAUAGAUUAUAACCAUCUUUGACCAGUGAAUUCUUGUAUACAUUCCUGAUUUUAUGAUAUUUAACUCGCACAUCCAAAAACUCAUGUUUGGUUUGUAUAAUAUUUCAAAUUGUGGACAACUUAUUUUUCUAGCAGUACUGGUUACAGAGUAAGUUUCACUGAACAUAUUGGUUGAUGAGGAGGCUCAUACAUUGAUCAAAUUUAUGGUAUAAAUGGCUGAAGUUCUUUAGAUUAGUAGUUAUGACCACCCAAUCAUGCAUGUGUGGUUUUAAAAUUGUCAUAAUUUUUUAAAUAAUGCAAUUAAUUAUGUCAACAUAUCCUUUCCAUAACACGAUCCUGAAAGUCAAUGUUACCUGCCACACAGGUACCUGCAAGAUUUAAAUAUUUAGCAAUAAUAAAAUGGAUAACCUAGCCUUGAAUGAAAUUUUCAAUAUAUUCAUUUUUCAUUAUCUAUUUUAGAACCUUUUUAGCAAGAACGGUCAGCUGUCCGCUCUUUAUUUAAAUCUUACAUAAUGCAUCUAUAAUUCGCAGUUAAAAGAAUAUCCUCUUGGAUUUAUGUAUUAUGAGAAAGGUUACAUUAACAUUUUCUAAGUUUGCCAAAUCUUUAGUUUAAAAUCAAAUAGAGAGCUGCCUUAAAUCAACUAUAGAUAUAUGAAUAUGUGUAGUUAUUUAUUAUAUUGUCUGUUACUGUAAGAUGUCUUGUAUAUUUUUAUAAUAAUAAACAAGCCUUGUUUUUGUUAAUAAAAUAAUAUAUGUAUUUUGAAAUCAUUGUUUAGUUGUAGAUGUGGAUACUAAAAAUACACUAAACAUAUUUUCCUAUGUACUUAGCUGUAAACUAAAUGUAAAUUUAUUAAGAUCAUAGUAAAUCUUGGCUAUGUUCUACUGCUGUUUCUAAACCAUUUUUUUGUCAAGAAAUACAAACUUCACUACGAAGACACUACAAAGAUCUGAUGACACCCUCAGCCACUGUCUGGUUCAAAAGUCCUGAAGGGAAGGAACUCAGAAGUGAUGGUUAUUGCAAAUCGUGAUGGUGGGUUAUCUUUACAGACACAACAUAAUAUUCAGCAUAAAAGGACAAACAAUUCUACGUGUAGUCAGUAAUAUAAAACGCUCAAAUAUGUUCAAAUCUAUCCAUUUAACUGUCCUUGAAAUUGUUUUUUGAGUAUAUAGAUACAUGAUUUUUUUACUAUUUAUCUAGCAUCUACAUUGAUGAGAGUUUAAAUUUCUGAUGACACACUUGACUGACUUAUAUUUUUUACCAGUUUUUAAUGCUGAUAUUUGAUUUUUUAUUUGUGUCUAAUGGUGGUCAUGUUUACCCCACAAAUAAUGAAAAAAUAAUCCUAUCUGUGCAAAUGGGUUUAUCAAUACAAAUCUUGCAGUCUUUAUUUAUUUAUGUUUGCAAAUAAAUAAUCAAUUCAAGAGAGGACUCUUGUGAGGUUAGUAAAUUGUAUGUUGAAUAGUUUUGUCACUGGCCUUCUCACCUCUGAAGUCAUUUUAACCAUGACUUGAGCAGCAGGGCCGGUUGUAGGAAAUGGGAGGCCCAAAGUUACAGGCUAUGAAUACAUUUCAGGAUAUAAAUAACUUAAACUAGGCCUAUAUUCAUUCAUAUUUAAGGCCAACUAUGCUUUACUUUACAAUUAGUAAUUGAUUAAUUAAUACCUGAAAAUAGCCACACCUAAUAUGGGGCACAAUUUGGGGAAAUUGGUCACAUUUGAACAGGACCUGAUAGGGAAAGUAGAAUUAAAUAUGCAUUAUGCAAGAGGUAAAUCUGCCUAUUUCAGGUCUUUCUUUAAGCCUGAAAUGUUAUAUAAACAAUUAAUUCAACAUUUAUUAACAUGAAAAGACCUUAAUCAACUUUCGAUGCCAUCUUAUCUGUCCGAUUUUCAACGGCUUAGAGUGAAGCAAUUUGACUGAAAUUUUCAGCAUAUUCCCUUUACAUCAUGUACUUUAUCUUAUCUCCCACAAUGUAUCUUUAAAGAGGUGUACUAAACGAGAUGACUCGACACUAUGAGAACAUGGAGAAGGAAUAUAAUAAAGUUAUACACAGAAGAUGAUAUAAGUGAUCUGUUGCAUUUCUAAAGUCAAAUCAUAUAUACAUUCCUUAAUAUAUAUCUC
Patella vulgata (common limpet) is the source of this 4185-nucleotide messenger RNA. Its product is annotated as cyclin-dependent kinase 7. NCBI's taxonomy places the organism in Eukaryota, Metazoa, Mollusca, Gastropoda, Patellidae. The record is from RefSeq and is a predicted model, not a curated record. Gene Ontology annotation, molecular function: ATP binding; cyclin-dependent protein serine/threonine kinase activity; RNA polymerase II CTD heptapeptide repeat kinase activity. Gene Ontology annotation, biological process: positive regulation of transcription by RNA polymerase II; protein phosphorylation. The transcript is spliced from 11 exons. Bases 37 to 1062 code for a protein of 341 amino acids. Gene Ontology annotation, cellular component: cytoplasm; nucleus; transcription factor TFIIH holo complex.